AUGCUGUCCAUAGAUUAUUUGGGAGUCGGCAUUACUUGCUGUUUGGCUAGAAUUGUCAAGUUUGCCAGGGAAACAGGAGAUCUCCAGACACUUUCAGAUGUUGAUAUGAAGAUUAUCGCUCUAGCAUACAUGUUGGAGGCUGAGGUCCAUGGGACCAGCCAUUUGCGGGAGCAGCCACCUCCACUUCACGUGGUCAGCGUCCGGACCUUGCAAGAGGCACCACUGCCAGGCUGGGGCUCUAAUGUGCCUAACCUAGCAGAGUGGGAAGCAUUGGAUAAGAUGUCUGAGGCAGGCGGGGAUCUUAAUUCUCGGAUCCUCCCACUGAAGGAUCUUGAGAACCAAGAAAUCCCUACAAGCGAGACCAACAGUAUUUCUGAGACACAAGGCGGUGAAGAGUUUCAGCCUUCAAAGAAAGAUGCAUGUAUUCCUUGGGAAGAUGAUGAGAACAAUGAAGGUUGGUUGCCUGCUGUUGGCCGCACCACGCACAGAAAAUAUUUGCGGAGGAAAGCGAGGCGCGAUGCCCUCAAGGCAUCUGAACAAGGUUUUGAGACAAGUUCUGUUGCUCCAUCAGUCGAUGAAGAUCACUUGUCUGAAAAUGGUUUGGAUUCAGUGGAUGGCCCUUCUGUUGUUCCAGAGAAAACAAGGUCAAAUACUGACAGCUUGGAAUCUCUUGAAGAGAAUGAACCCAAAAUUGCUGGAGAUCAACUAUCUAAUGGUGAGAAUGGGGUAGGCAAUGCUGAUACUGUUGAGGGCAGAAAUAAUACUGAUGCAUGCGCUGAACAAUUGGAUAAUUUGGAUAUAAAAAGCGAGACCGAGGAAGGUGUCAGUGCAUCUUUUGUAGAUGACGAGAGCAGUGAGCAGAGUUGGGCCCUGAGGUCCUUAUCUGAAUCAACUGUGGCCUGUGUUACUAGUGACUAUGCCAUGCAAAACGUUAUCCUCCAGAUUGGUCUUCGUCUCUUGGCACCAGGUGGCAUGCAAAUACGUCAGUUGCAUAGGUGGGUUCUGAGGUGUCAUGCUUGCUACAAGGUGACACAAGAGAUUGGAAAAAUAUUCUGUCCAAAGUGUGGCAAUGGUGGCACCUUGCGAAAGGUUUCAGUAACAGUUGGUGAAAAUGGGAUCACUAUGGCUUCACAGCGCCCGCGUGUUACUCUCCGAGGCACAAAAUUUUCCCUUCCAAUGCCCCAAGGUGGAAGAGAUGCCGUCAUUAAGAAUCCCAUUUUACGUGAAGACCAACUUCCCCAGAAGGUUCUGCAUCCUAAAUCGAAGAAGUCAAGCAAGCUGGGGGAUGAUUUCUUGGGCGCUGAGGACAUAUUCACGCACAGCGGCGAGAAGAAGGUGGAGCUGAAACCUCCAGUAAGGAAGGCGCUCGCAAUGUUCAGCGGGAAACGGAAUCCGAACGACAACCACUUUUCUCGCAAGAAGAACUAA
Molecule: messenger RNA, 1428 nt
Organism: Triticum turgidum subsp. durum (durum wheat)
Lineage: Eukaryota; Viridiplantae; Streptophyta; Magnoliopsida; Poales; Poaceae
Source: the annotation of a GenBank genome assembly